Molecule: messenger RNA, 3615 nt
Organism: Chenopodium quinoa (quinoa)
Lineage: Eukaryota; Viridiplantae; Streptophyta; Magnoliopsida; Caryophyllales; Amaranthaceae
Exons: 2
Coding region: 986-1618 (210 amino acids)
Source: RefSeq, a predicted model, not a curated record
ACCAAUGCACCAUAUUUUGUUAAUUCCGUUCAAUUUUAAAAUGUCCAUACGGAUUACGGAAUCCUUAAUAUGCAUUUUCAUUUUGGCGCUCAGAGAAAAUAAAAUUGGCGCUUCUCUGUCUUCUCAACUCUCCUGUUUUUCCACUAGAACUCCAUUUCUGCUCUUUCUCACCGCCAUCGCCGGCUCCUCGUUUCGGCAGAUUAUCGUCGUCUAGUAUAGCUCAUAAACAUCUUCUGGAAACGACUAUGCCUGGAAUUUUGUUCAAGAACGUGAGGCGGAGGUGAGAGGCUGCUGAUGCACAGAUGACCUGCUUUCAAACUAGUAGGGCUACUAUGGGUCCAGCUAGGGCUACUGACAAUUCUGCAACUGAGGCAGCAAUGUUCACUGCCGCUGCCAACUAUCCCAUGCGGACGGUUACUUUUCCUUCAGUUUCGACCUUUGUCCCUUGUUUUCAGUCCCCUAUUUAUUAUCUGAAUGAGAUGGAUAAGCUUAUGGCAUCCACUAAAGGAUGGACCGACAAUUGCAUGGGUUGGGUUCCCCCCUACUCACAGAUCUAUAUCUCUGUUCUGUUGUACUUGCAGACCACGCGUGCAAUGGAGGCUGCUGGUGCUUGCACUAUAAAUUCUGAGUUUCAGAAUCUGCUAUUGUUUUACCCUAUUGAGAGUUUAUGGAUCCCAGGGCCCUUGGUUCCAUGCUUUAAGAAUUUGGCUUGUUUCAAUCCUACCGUUACAGGUAGGUUUGGGAAGGUUACCCCUGCUUUACCCGUAGCUCCUGGAUGGAGUAGAAAGAAAGGGUUUGGUAUGAGGCGGACUUUUGCUUCCCACCUUCCUAACAUCAGUGUUUUCAUCUCUAGGCUUAACUCCAUUUGUGAAGUUGCCUCCCAAGCCAAUAUUAAUCAGGCCCAGUUUUCAAGAGAUGUUAAUGGCCCGAGAAACCUAGGGCUUUCCAAGCAAACUGCGACAACAAUAAAUCUGAGCGGCACAUCAUGUCAACCCCUGGUGCCUCUCUAGCUUAUGCAGGAAACCUGAGGUUGUGGCAACAUGCUGCAGAUAUGCUUGACUCUAUAGACAUACCCCCAAACCUUGAUCUGACUCAGCAGGAUAAUGAGGUCCCAAAUUCCUGGACUUCUUUUCUGCGAUUUGAUCACAGUCCGAACUGGUUUACUACGUUAGUAGUUAUGAUGGGCAAGUAUUGUAAAUUCUGGCGUGGCUCUUGCCCGCUGAGUGACUGUUCACCUGAAGGUUCAGCUGCUGGAGCUGUCCGCUUAUAUGCUAUUAGAGGGUCAAGCAUUUUUAAAUGUGCAGAAUGGAGUCCUGCUCAAGGAGAGUACAAUAUCCAUGAGCAUGGGAACACUAACCAGUUUGGACACUAUAUUUUACAGCAUGAUGCUACCCUGAGUUUUAAUGCUGCUAAUGCAUUUGAAGACCUUCCUGACCUUCAUGCUCAAGCUGACCUUACUUUCCACUACAACAUGCUCUAUAAAGAGAGAAAUGCAAAGAAACUAAGAAAAGGACCUUUUUGGACUAUCCACCCUGACACUCACACUCUACGCAAUAUAUCAGUGUAUCAGGCCAUUCCAGCCACCUUGGUUCGUGAGAGUCGUGACUACCCAUGCUAGCCACCUAGACAGUAUACAUACUAUUGAAAAUGAUAAGAACAGGAAUAGGCUCUGGUGUUUGACAUUUGGUGUACAUGAUUUGUGAAAUGAGCUCUCUUUGUAUUAGCAAGUGAAUACUAUCUUGCGUAGCUGUGUUGCUUGACUAAUUAUCUUUAUAUCUUUACUGCUGUCAUUUUCUUUGUGUGAGACCUGGCUAAAUGCUGAAGGCUCAUUGAGGAGCAUCACAGGACAUGCUUAUGAUUUUGCAGUGGAAGAUGAUGAUACCUGGACUACCUCAAGUAGUUGGCUGCUUCUGCUAUUAGUCUUAUUACCUUUGAAAUUGAAAUUGUAAAAAGUGUGAGGAUGCCUCUUUAAAAGGUUUAUAAAGGUUCCAAGGGGGUGCAAUGAAAUACCUUAAAAAGAAGGUAUGCCAAAGUGUUUAUACUUACAGGACAAUUUUUAGCAUGCCUGUCUUUGACUCGGUAUGAUCAAGUAAAUUAACAAUGGCAGCAUUUUAGGCUCUGCUUCUAAAGUGGUAUGUGAGCUGGGUUAACAAUGUAGUGAGACUUUUAUGUUGAACAGGAAUUGAGGAAGGCUUGAAGAAGAGUUGUUAACUUGUCACUUGAGCUAAGUGUAAGGUGUAAAGUUUUAUGAUAUAACUUUCUAAAUGAGAGUAAUCAACCUUUAGAAGAUAUCCUCUCUAAUAUUCAUGCGUGUCUUCCGAUUUAUCACAAGUUAUCUCUUAUGUUGGAUAAUCUAAAUAGUAAAUACUGCUAUGUGAUUCUCCCUACGUCUAGAAAUACUAGCCACAUACGAAGUAAAUUUUUAAGGUUGCCUGGAAAAAAAUUUGCCGCAAUUUGUAAUAUUGCAUCUGUUUGUAUGUUGUAGUUGGUUUUACUUUUACCCUGUUUAGACUGAGGACCUUUCCUUUGUUUGUAGACUUGCAGUUUAUUGAUUCCUGAAGAAUGUAUAAUUUUUGCUCCUAAUUUCUUAAUUUUGAACCUGAUUUUAUUGGCUAUGUCAAUCCCAAUUUCUAGUCUCAACUCUCAAUUCAUGGGUUGGGAGAGAUCAUUUUAAAGUGUAAAUUGCAAAUUUUAUUUUUAUAGUAUUUUUGGCUUCUUUGAACUCGUGGCUGCGUUGCUUUAAAAAUAUGGAUCUUCAGUCUUUUAAUGUGUGAGAAUUUGUUGUUUCUUUGUCAUUUUCAGUUUCUGUAACUCAUGGGUCUAAUCACUUCGUAGGCUGCUCAUUGGUGUCGAUGAAAUGAUGAAUACAAGCUGAAUCCUUCUACUCAGUAUUAGCAUUUAACUUGAAGAUGGACUGACGGAGUAAUUCCAAAGUUUUCAAUCUGCUUUCUUCUGGCAUGAAACAGAAACACAAGAUUUAAUUUUAACAAAAUCUGAGUUGACGCACAAGUGAUAAAGAUAAUCAUUGGUUCUGUCUGUUUUCAAGCUGCAUAACAGCCUCAAAGGCAGCUUCUAUAUUUCCAUAGUUGCAUCCCCCUCCCCCUCUAAUGUUGAAACUUGAAAUUGUAGUGUAUGGUUAUCUAAGACUAAGGCUGUGUUUGUGAUUACAUUUGGCUAUCAAGUUAUGUCGUUCUGUUACAGCUCUUUAAUUUGUGUCAGGGCCGUCUCCGGCAAUUUGGUGGCCCUGUUCUAAUUAUAAAAAUUGGGCCCUUAAAUUUUUAAAGGACUAUUUAUAAAAAGUUUAAAAUAUUAUUAUUAUAAAAUGAUUUUUUUUUUGGUUUUUCACAACAAGAAUCAUAUUUCUAGAUUGAGUCAAUUCUUCAAUUUUUUUUUGACGUUUUUCACAACCAGAAUCAUAUUGCCUAAUUUUAGGAGCCAUAAUUAAAAAAAAACAACAAUUUAUAUUUCAGAAAUAAACAAAUUAUGCAUAAAUUAAGAUAACAAAUAUAUAUAGAUAGAUACAACCUGCUCUUUAAUCAAGUAAUCAACCUCUGCCCACUCCAGAUCCACCAAACAAGAACAGUUCGCCAGAAUAUUGAGUGCUUCCAUUAACGU